AUGCAUGAAUAUCGUCUCGGGGAGUGCGCCGAUUACCUCGCCGUGCAUUCCAAUUAUUGGCUAAGUGGAUCUGCCGGGGUUAAAUUCGCGGCGGAUAUCAAUCGAGCCCACGUGGUUACAUUUCAUACGCUGGCUCAGAUCAAGAUGCAGUCGCGCUCCGGGGAGGCUGAAAUACCCGAACGCCGGCGAGCAGAAACGGAAAUAAUUGGCGCCGCCGACUGCAUCAUUGCCUACAGCGCACACGAGCGCGACGCCAUGGUGCGGUUGUAUGGGGCCGAUGCCAGGCGAAUCGAAUUAAUCCCUUGCGGCGUGGAUCUAUCCCGUUUUCGGCCUCUGGGGCGCGCCCGCGCCAAUCGCAAGCUCGGACUAAAAGGCAAUAAGAUUCUCCUGUACGUGGGCCGUAUCGAGGCACUUAAGGGAGUGGACCUGCUAAUCCACACAGCCGCCCAAUUGGAAUCGGACGAAACCGUGCAGGUUUUGGUGGUGGGCUCCGAUGCGGAUGGAGGCCAGGAAAUCGCCCGUUUGCAGCGGAUGGCCGAUGAUUUGAAUGUGGGCGCCAAUGUCGAGUUCGUGGGCAGGGUGCCUCAGGAGCAAUUAGCCUGGUAUUAUUCGGCGGCCGACGUGUGCGUGGUGCCGUCGUUCUACGAGAGUUUCGGGUUGGCCGCUCUCGAAAGCAUGGCUUGUGGCACUCCCGUGGUGGCGUCGCGGGUUGGCGGCUUGCCGACCAUCGUUCAGCAUGGCCGCACCGGCUACCUGAAAUCGUGGCGGUGCCCGGAGUCCUUCGCAAACUCCGUGGAGAUGAUAAUGGACAACCGGAGCUUGCGGGACAGUAUGGGGCGGGCCGCGAGACACCGAGCCGAAGGAUUGAGCUGGGACCGGGUUGCCCAGAGGUUGCUGGAAUUGUACGCACGGUUGGCUGUCGACCGAGUCGGCAGGACGGUGGCAGCAUGA
Geodia barretti is the source of this 951-nucleotide messenger RNA. NCBI's taxonomy places the organism in Eukaryota, Metazoa, Porifera, Demospongiae, Tetractinellida, Geodiidae. The record is from the annotation of a GenBank genome assembly.